CCAAAGACAUUCAACAUAUUCAUUUAACCAUUUUAUAUAUACUGUAUUGAAUUUAUGAAAAAUGUUAAAUAAGUGUUAACUGUUAAUUUUACAAUUGCCUAAACCGAAGAAUAAAAUUUACUUCAUAUUGCAUGUGUGAUGUGAUAUCUAAUAAGAAACCUUUUUUACUCCUGUUUACUCCUCUUUGAUGAUGGCAAUAAUGAACAUAUAUAUGUAAACGUAGGUAAAUUUUAAUCAAUUAUCAGUCCACUGUUGAGAUUCGAUUGCAUAGAUGCGUCGAAUUGCAUAGUUGCAGGACACAUUCAUAUCUACUACGUUGUGGAUUUGUGCUCUGAAAUCGAUAUACCUAAGUUAUCAAACGUAGCUGUAUUAGAGGUUCAACAUGGCUGGUGUUUGGUCUAUGGGUCCUGGUACAUAUGAAGUUCCAUUGUCCUUGUUUGCUAAGAAUAGAGAUAGACUUGCAGAAAAGUUGAAGAGUGGCCAAGUAGUUGUUCUGCAAGGUGGAGAUGAUAUAAAUCUCUAUGAUACUGACAUCCAAUAUGUCUUCCGACAGGAAGCAUAUUUUACAUGGGCUUGUGGCGUACGAGAGCCAGGCUGCUAUUUUGCUCUUGAUGUAAAAACCAAGAAAAGCAUUGUCUUUGUGCCUCGUCUGCCAGAUGAGUAUGAAAUUUGGAUGGGCAAACUACUUAGUUGUCAAGAUUACACCAAUAUGUAUGGGGUUGAUGAAGUCCGCUAUGUUGAUGAGAUCUGCGACGUAUUAAAAUCACUCGAACCUGACACUUUGCUAACACUUAGCGGUCCAAACACUGAUAGCGGACUAACUGCUGUGGAAGCUGUGUUUGAGGACAUUGAUGAAUUUAAAGUGGACAAUGAAACACUAUUUCCGAUUAUUGCUGAACUGCGCGUCAUCAAAACGCCAGAGGAGAUAGAAGUAAUGCGUUACAUAUGCAAAGUAUCGUCCGAUGCUCAUAAACAGGUUAUGCUCUACGCUAAGCCCGGCCUUCUGGAGUAUCAAUGCGAAUCAGUAUUCCUCGAUUAUUGUUACCGUGUGGGCGGGUGUCGCCACGUGUCCUAUACAUGUAUAUGCGGCUCGGGUGACAAUUCUGCCAUUUUGCACUACGGACACGCCGCAGCUCCGAAUAAUAAGAUGUUAAAGGAUGGGGAUAUAUGUUUAUUCGACAUGGGUGGCAACUAUGCUGGGUACGCCGCAGACAUCACAUGCUCUUUCCCUGCUAAUGGAAAGUUCACUGAAGAUCAGAAGCUCAUAUAUGAAGCUGUGCUCGCUGCAAGAGAUGCGGUUAUUAGACAAGGAAAACCGGGAGUCAAAUGGACGGACAUGCAUCUAGCUGCGAAUAGAGCCAUGUUGGAACAUCUCAAGAGAGGUGGACUCUUGAAGGGAGAAGUGGAGAAAAUGAUUGCGUUUGGUGUGAAUGGCAUCCUUCAACCUCAUGGCCUCGGUCACUUGUUGGGUCUAGAUGUGCAUGAUGUAGGGGGUUACCUCAAGCACUGCCCUCCCAGACCCAGCGGGCCCCUUGGAAGACUAAGAACUGCCCGGAUCUUGGAAGCCGGCAUGAUCCUUACUAUUGAACCCGGAUGUUACUUCAUACCAAAGUUGUUAGAUGCAGCUAAACGUACCCAGAAACUGGCGCAGUUCUUUAACUGGGAUGUAAUGGAUAGAUUCAGAGGCUUUGGCGGAGUUCGCAUAGAAGACGACGUGCUCAUCACAGACAAGGGCGUCGAAAAUCUCACAUUCGUGCCCAGAACUGUCGCGGAAAUAGAAGAGUUCAUGGCCAAUGGCGCAAACUUCAAAUAAUUCCAUAUAGAAUUGUAUUCCACGUGUACUCAUACCAAAUCAUUGUAUUACAUCUGUAUUUAUUAUACUAAAGGGUUUUAAUAUAUUUCUUACAAGACUCUAGAAAUAAGUAUACUGUAUUAAUAAUCUUUUUUAAUAAACUAUUUAUUACAA
Danaus plexippus (monarch butterfly) is the source of this 1966-nucleotide messenger RNA. It is a transcript of the gene Dip-C, whose product is annotated as xaa-Pro dipeptidase. Bases 383 to 1813 code for a protein of 476 amino acids. Lineage: Eukaryota; Metazoa; Arthropoda; Insecta; Lepidoptera; Nymphalidae. The transcript is spliced from 13 exons. Gene Ontology annotation, molecular function: manganese ion binding; metalloaminopeptidase activity. The record is from RefSeq and is a predicted model, not a curated record.